GGCCCCGCCCCUCCCGCAGAACGCUUGGCCCCGCCCCUCAGGCAGGCGCUAACGUGGACGUCUGAGUGAAGCUUCUCACACAGAGGAGAAACUCCAGCAGGAGGAAAUACACUCCCGACCCGCUCCAGUUUUUUUUUGUUGUUGUUGUUUUUGUUGUUGUGGACCGAGCACCCCCUUUUAAAAUGGCGUACCACAAUUCGUACCGAGGCGCCCCGCACAUCAACGCUCCCCCGGACCAGGGCUUCCUGUGGAAUAUCUUCCAGCGGGUCGACAAGGACCGGAGCGGCGUGAUAUCAGACUCAGAGCUUCAGCAGGCCUUAUCCAACGGAACAUGGACUCCUUUCAACCCAGUGACGGUCCGCUCCAUCAUCUCCAUGUUCGACCGGGAAAACAAAGGCGGCGUGAACUUUAACGAGUUUGCCGGCGUGUGGAAGUACAUCACAGACUGGCAGAACAUCUUCAGAACCUACGACCGGGACAACUCCGGCUUCAUCGACAAGAACGAGCUCAAGCAGGCGCUGACUGGAUUCGGUGAGCAGCAAAGAUAUCGUCUGUCAGACCAGUUCUACGGCACCCUGAUAGAUAAGUUCGACCGCCAGAGGAAGGGACAGGUGGCCUUCGAUGACUUCAUCCAGUGCUGUAUUGUACUACAGAGGCUCACCGACGUUUUCAGGCGGUACGACACAGACCAGGACGGCUGGAUCCAGGUUUCAUAUGAACAGUAUCUUUCCAUGGUCUUCAAUAUAGUAUAACGUACACGGAUCACCAACAAACGAGCACAACUGGACACAACUGUGCCAAAGCUACAGGCACCUCCUGGAUGUCUACCAUGAUGGACACUACAAGAUUUUUUUAAAUCAAUUUUUUUUUUUAGCCCUGGUUGGGCUUUAAAUUUAGAAAAAAAGAAAAACUUAGAGAUAACUUAAGUUUUUUUUUCUUUUCUACUGAGGUUGUCAUAUCCUCCAGAUGAUGGUAAUCAUCUGGAAGCACAACAUCAAUGCUUGAUGUAUUA
Messenger RNA from Salarias fasciatus (jewelled blenny), 1012 nucleotides. It is a transcript of the gene pdcd6, whose product is annotated as programmed cell death 6. The transcript has 6 exons. The record is from RefSeq and is a predicted model, not a curated record. Lineage: Eukaryota; Metazoa; Chordata; Actinopteri; Blenniiformes; Blenniidae. Gene Ontology annotation, molecular function: calcium ion binding. Bases 183 to 752 code for a protein of 189 amino acids.